Molecule: messenger RNA, 1662 nt
Organism: Lithohypha guttulata
Lineage: Eukaryota; Fungi; Ascomycota; Eurotiomycetes; Chaetothyriales; Trichomeriaceae
Exons: 4
Coding region: 1-1662 (553 amino acids)
Biological process (GO): positive regulation of transcription by RNA polymerase II; intracellular iron ion homeostasis; intracellular copper ion homeostasis
Cellular component (GO): nucleus
Molecular function (GO): RNA polymerase II cis-regulatory region sequence-specific DNA binding; DNA-binding transcription factor activity, RNA polymerase II-specific; copper ion binding
Source: RefSeq, a predicted model, not a curated record
AUGCUGAUCAACGGCGAGAAGUAUGCUUGUGAAGCAUGUGUCAGAGGCCAUCGAGUGUCUUCAUGCUCUCAUAGUGAGCGUAAACUACUUCAUGUGAACAAGAAAGGCCGACCUGUGUCGCAAUGUCCUCACUGUCGAAGUUUACGAAAGAAUCGAUCGCAACACGUCAAGUGCGAAUGUCAAGACAAAUCGCACGCAAAGGAGGAUUGUCCACACUUGAAAGACCUGCAACAGGACGGACAAGGUGACUCUCCUCCAAAACCUUACCUCGAUACUGUGCCUGAAGACCUCCCCUCCCUAUUGCAGCAGCAGCAGAAAGAGAACAGGAAAUCUACGGGACCUAAUGUCAAUCAGCAUGAUAGCAGACCUACAAUAUUCACCAAUGGUCAUCACAAGCCUGUGCAUAAGUUCAACGACGCUCACAAUCAUUGUGGUGCUCCUUACAGGAUACCGUCUAGAUCACACAGCCAUCACGGUCCUAGCCAUAGGGAACUAGCUCAAAGGUCUACAGACAGUCUACCAUCAAUGAACCGCGCCCUUGUCCACCAUGAGUCUCCUCUGCACAACGUUCUGAAUGCGUCCCAUGCACAACGCCAGGCUCGAUCUGAACACAAUUCACCACUACUUGCGCCUACAAGCAAUCCUAGUAUACCGUUUCAAGUCGAAAUCCCGCCAUUAGAUCCGAACGCCUAUUCGUACUCACCAUUCGAUGCGCAAAGUCCUAGUGUUGGGCCUGCGCCGCAGUUCCCAGAAAACAUUCCCGAGGACUGGUUCACAACGCACGACGAUGCUCAUAAUUAUGGUCCACCAGCUGUACCUGAACUAGCAUACAUCGACUGGUCAAAAUACGGGUUUGGCGGCACGCCACAGAUGAACAGUCCAGGAAACAUGAAGAACCUAUAUGGUGAUGUUGCUAACAGCCAGGUUCCAUCGUAUGCUACAUCCAUGGAACAUUUGAACCAGUUGACUGGUUCGGGGUUCAACACACCUUCAGCCGAUGUUUCCGAAGUCGACGAUCUGCCUACUAACCUUCGGCCGACCGCUUUUCGCACCAUCAGUCAUGCUUCCAAUGAUAUGAGUAGCACUGGAGCCACAGAAGACGACAUCAGCCAUCGCUACAGCAAUUCUUCGAGCUACUAUGGCACACCAGCUGGGAAUGCACUUGCCAAUGGCAUGGGAGACCUCGAUAUUGACAAAUUUAUCGCUGAGACUUCCCGACAAAACAGGUCGCCGCAGCAGGUGAACCAGUACGCUAUUCCCCCUUCCACGUCAUUGACGCCCGAGAUUCAGCAACAACAAUUCUUCCAGCCUCCAUAUCCUCAACAGCAACGGCAACAUCCUGUCCAACAGCCUUCACCUCCACGUUCACAGCAUCAAUUGUCGACACCACCGGAAUCGAUACUAGGGUUCUCGAUCACAUCUCAUCCUUCGCCGCCAGAGUCAACAGAUCUCACAGCUCCGUACUCAAUACGAGAAGCCCAGGCUCAGGCUCAUGCUCGCAGCAUGCCGAAGCCGAAUCUGCCGACAGAGUUGCCGAGGACGUUAUCGAAUCCUGAUACAUUCGAAGAUCCAAUGUGGUGUGCACCUGACGUCGAUCUUUAUGGUGUUGCUAGAGGUUUCAAUCUGGACGAUGAGAGGGAAGAUGAACAGUGGGCAAAAUAG